This is a messenger RNA of Eufriesea mexicana, 2959 nucleotides long. RefSeq names its product WD repeat-containing protein 60. The transcript has 16 exons. Bases 44 to 2959 code for a protein of 971 amino acids. Gene Ontology annotation, cellular component: cytoplasmic dynein complex. Gene Ontology annotation, biological process: intraciliary transport. NCBI's taxonomy places the organism in Eukaryota, Metazoa, Arthropoda, Insecta, Hymenoptera, Apidae. The record is from RefSeq and is a predicted model, not a curated record. Gene Ontology annotation, molecular function: dynein light chain binding; dynein heavy chain binding.
GUGGUCUCAUAAUAACUGUCAACAUUAAUUACUUGGAAGAAUAAUGUCUCAUAAGGGAGCAAUUAAAAAAGGUUCAAUUAACAGGGAUGGGCAACAAAUCAACACUAAAUCCAAAUCAAAAAAUUCGUCAGUCCUUAAAGACUUAGAAGAUUAUGAGAAAGUAGAUUUAAAACUGACAAAAACUCGUGAAAAAAGAAAAGAAGUAGACAAUCACACAAGAUUAACACAAAAUGUACAAUCAAGCAAAAGCAGUGUAAAACAUUCUAUUCGAUCUCCUAAAAGUAUCUCUGUCAAAGAAACUUUAUCCUCAACAUCCAAAUCAAAUGUUAAUAAUUCUAAAAUGUUAUCAAAAAGUAUAUUAAAUUCUAAAACAUCAAUUGAUCCUACAAAAAAAUCAAGUACUAAUGCUAUAAAAGGUAGUAAAAGUAGCAGUGGAAGAAUACAAAGUAAUUAUUCAGAAAAGAGAGGACUGAGUACAAUAUAUAUACCACAAUCACUUACAAGUAAACUUAAUGCUAAAUUAAAUAAAAGUGCCAAUUAUGCAUCAAAAAGAAAAGAACAAGACAAAAUACAUUCAAAUACAUUAGUGGAAACUACAUCAAAAUUUAGACAAUGCAGAUUAUCUAGGACAUUGAGUCCAAGUGAAGUAAAAAUGUUACAUUUUACUACAAAUAUACCAAACUCUUCAGAGGACUUAGACCAAAAUAAUAAAAAGCAAGCAGAAGCACUUCAAGCAGACAAUGAAGAUGAUUAUGAAGAUGAUUUUGAGGAGUAUGAAUCUGAUUUUCAAGAAUGUACAGAUAGUGAAACAUCUGAAGUUAGUGAAGAAACAAGCAGUAAUCAUACUAUUUUACCACUGGAUCCAAUUGAAUUACAAACUACAAAACAACGCAAAACUGUGGAUAGUUCUGAACAAAAAGAAGAAGAACAUAUGCAUGAUUCUGGUCAUUAUGAGCUUACAGAAGCAAGGAAGAGAGCAGCAAGAAUAGAAUCAAUUGCAAAUGACCCUAAGUUAUCCGCUCUUCUUGAGAUAAAACAACCCAUUAAUAAAUCAUAUAGUGAGGAUAGAUUAGAGAAUAAAUCAUUACCAUUAUCUACUGAUGAAGGAUUUGAAGAUAGUCGUUCCGGUGAUUUUACAAAAUCACCACCUCUCUCGCAAAUUUCUUUUAUUGAUUUUCGUAAAAACAAAGAAGAACAGAAAACAAAGAAAUGCAGGAAAAUUUUAAAUAGAGGUGAAGAACUAUUAGAGAUGAUAAAAUUAGAUGUCAUGGAGUGGUCACUUCUUGAAUGUUCACCUAUACCAUAUGAAGAAUUCAUUAGAAACUAUGGGAAAUCAAAUGCUCAACAAAUAUGCACGCAAACUGGUGAAGAUAAUAUUGAUAUAGAAACACAAACAGAGAAAAUUAUAUUUAAAAAUAAGUGGACUCAAUUUCCAAUAACUUGUAGAAAAAAUUUACAAACCAAAAAAGAUUUAGACUUAUUUCGUAUGGAUCAAAUUGGAGUUGGCAGUGACAAUGAUGUAGAAAUUAUAAACUACUCGUUAUCACAAUCGUUUGAUGUAUUGCGAUUAAGUGAUUUUAUGAAUCGUGCAGGAAAGGUAAUGUUAUCAUUAUUGGAAGAAAGACGAUCUGGUGGCAACCUGUUUAAAAACGAAGAAGAAAUACCAUUUAGUGACGGUGUUGUUAAACUUUCCAUAAAUUCCGUAACAUUUCUAGCUGGUAGAGCAGUGACGAUAAUUCAUUAUUCUGAAGUAAUAAAUCAAAUUUUACUGACUAUUCAUUCUUCAGUCGAAGAAGAAAUCGAGACAUCUAGUAAACAAGACUAUAUAACCGAUUGUUAUAUCGGUUGCAUCUGGAAUAUUUCUCAACCGUCGAUGCCAAUUAAAUUAUUGUAUUCUACCUGCCCUAUUACUGCAUGUUGUUUCCAUUCAUCAAAUUAUAACAUCGUAUUUGCUGGUCUUGAAGAUGGAUCGAUAAGUCUUUGGGAUCUAAAAGAAGAUGAAAUGUGGCAUCAGAAAGUAACAGAUAAAGCCAAUGAUUUAGAUUGGACAAUACGAAUGCCUACAUAUACAACAGCGACGAAUGAAGAAGUAAAUGCUUCUGCUACUCGAAUUGUUGCAAUACGUAUAUUGUCUAAAAUUGAAGAAAAAUCAUUAGAGCGGCGUAACAAUAAAUUUGUACCGAUACAGAUAUGUAGUUUAAAUGAAAAUGGUUCCAUUGUUAUAUGGAGUGCUUUACAUAAUAUGGGCAAAAAUAUCGAUGAUUUAGGACUAUCAUAUUGGGGUAGUAUAAAACUUGUUAAAAGCCAAGAACUAUUUUUACAAUCUAAUCAUAAAAAAAAAAGGAUCAGUGCAGCAACCUUCAUUGAUAUGCAUGUAGAUUGCAUUAAUAGUAAUAAUCUUUAUAUUGUCACUAACAGUAGCAGUGUUUUGCAUGGUACUUGUAUUGGUAACAAAGCUAAUCCUGCUCUAUAUACAAAGUUGGAUACUAGUGUCUGUGGAAACGUAACUUCUAUAGAAAUCUGUCCCUUUGAACAGUCAUUUUUUUUGGUCAGUUGUGAUGAUGGAACAAUUCGAUUGCAUUCUUUAAAUACUGAGAAGCCAAUAUUACAAUUAAAAGAUGAAAACAAUACAUGUAUGAAUAAAUCAGUACAAUGGUCAAGGUCAAAACCAUUUACAUUUUUUGUAUUAGACAGUAAAUCAUGCAUACAUGUAUGGGAUUUAAGCAAUAGUGAUAUAUAUCCAACAUACAGAAUAAACAUGCAAAAAAGUGGAUCUAUAAGAAGUAUGCAAUUGUCAUACUGUAAAACAAAGCGUGAUAUGUCUCAUCAAUACUUGGCAUUUGGUACAGAAUCUGGGGAUGUAGAAAUACAUAAACUAAGAACGAAUUUUUAUUAUUCCAAAAAAGAAGAUUAUUUACAGGAAUUAAAUACUUUCAUGCGAUAUGUAGCGAUUUUAUAA